AUGAACACAGUGUGUCUGAGGCUCCCUGGAGGCUCCUGCAUGGCACCUCUGACAGUGACACUGAUGGUGCUGAGCCCUCGCCUGGCUUUGGCUGGGGACACCCGACCUAAGUCAGGUUUCUUGGAGCAGGCUAAGUGUGAGUGUCAUAUCUUCAAUGGGACUGAGCCGGUGCAGUACCUGAACAGAUACAUCCAUAAACGGGAAGAGAACCUGCGCUUCCACAGCGACCUGGGGGAGUUCCAGGCGGUGACACAACUGGGGCGACCUGUCGCGGAGAACUGGAACAGCCAGAAGGGCAUCCUGGAGGAGAAGCCGGACAAGGUGGACACCUACUGCAGAAACAAUUACGGGGUUUUUGAGAGCUUCACAGAGCAGCCAAGAGUCCAACCUAAGGUGACUGUGUAUCCUUCAAAGUCCCAGCCUCUGCAGCACCACAAUCUCCUGGUCUGCUCUGUGAAUGGUUUCUAUCCAGGCAGCAUUGAAGUCAGGUGGUUCCGGAAUGGCCAGGAAGAGAAAGCUGGGGUGGUGUCCACAGGCCUGAUCCAGAAUGGAGACUGGACCUUCCAGACCCUGGUGUUGCUGGAAACGGUUCCUCAGAGUGGAGAGGUUUACACCUGCCAAGUUGAGAACUCAAGCGUGAUGGGCCCUCUCACAGUGGAAUGGAGAGCACGGUCUGAAUCUGCACAGAGCAAGAUGCUGAGUGGAGUCGGGGGCAUUGUGCUGGGCCUGCUCUUCCUUGGGGCCGGGCUGUUCAUCUACUUCAGGAAUCAGGAAGGUGAGGAACACUCAGGAAUUCAGCCAACAGAGUAUUCCCAGUACCCACUUUCUCAGUGGAAUGACUGUGGGAUCACACGGGCUCAGACAGGCCAGGAUUCAACCUUUGCAGAGUGGGCCUGA
Mandrillus leucophaeus (drill) is the source of this 897-nucleotide messenger RNA. Its product is annotated as HLA class II histocompatibility antigen, DR beta 3 chain-like. Gene Ontology annotation, molecular function: MHC class II protein complex binding. Gene Ontology annotation, biological process: antigen processing and presentation of exogenous peptide antigen via MHC class II; positive regulation of T cell activation; peptide antigen assembly with MHC class II protein complex. The coding region runs from base 1 to 897 and encodes 298 amino acids. The record is from RefSeq and is a predicted model, not a curated record. Lineage: Eukaryota; Metazoa; Chordata; Mammalia; Primates; Cercopithecidae. The transcript is spliced from 7 exons. Gene Ontology annotation, cellular component: lysosomal membrane; late endosome membrane; MHC class II protein complex.